This is a messenger RNA of Effrenium voratum, 1278 nucleotides long. The record is from the annotation of a GenBank genome assembly. Lineage: Eukaryota; Dinophyceae; Suessiales; Symbiodiniaceae.
CCAAAUCCAGGCUGCGACUCCCUGCCAUGGGGCGCCUCUUGUGGCUGCUGCUGGCGAUCUGGGCGGGUCUGGGCGCUAAGAUCGACGAGGGCCCAGAGCUGGCCUCGGAGCAGAUCUUCCAGGAAGCGGUGCUCGAAGCAAAGUACUUCGACCUCAAGGAGAGACACGGCGUAGCAGAUCGUCGAACCUUAGAGGCCUUCUUUGAGCUCUUCGAUCUUUGGAUCAUGCUGUACCGCCUCAACAAGAUCGACGAGGCCAUGGUGGAGGUUCUUCCGGCCUGCCAAUGGCGCCAGGACCAGCUCACCAUCAAAGCGAUCCAGGCGGUGGCCUUCCUUCGCUGGAAGCAGGGCAGGCACCGGGAGGCCUUGGCGCGGUUCCACGAGAUGGAAGGUACACUUGGGAAGAACCCGGCCAUUUGCGAGAACAUUGGGCACACUUACAAUGCGUUGGGCAUGCCCAAGGAGGCAGAGCAGUACUUCCAGCAGAGCCUAGUCUUUGUUGAGGCCAACUUCGCAGGAGCUGCGGAGAACAAGGGUGGGGCCUUGCUGGGCCUCGCGGGGGUCCGCGAGAAGCAGCUGAAGAUCCCCGAAGCGCUGGAGGCAGCGCAGCAGGCCUACGACUUCUACAAGUCUCGAGACCAGGAGCGCGGCUGGGAGUCCUCCCUGACUGCCAAGGCAGCAAUGGCAGUAAGCAAGAUGCAGUUGAAGCUUGAGAACCUGGACGAUGCGGAAGCAAAGGCACAGGAAGCCGUGCGGCUCUUUGAGUCCACCUCUGGGGAGGACUCGCCGCUCUUGGCCAGCGCCUGGAAAAGGCUUGGUGAAGUGCAAAUGAAACAGGAGCGAUUUGUGGAUGCGCGCAUUGCCUUCCACAUGUCAUACAAACUGGAGGCGAUCAAAGAUGCUUUCGACCUCACCGAAAUAGUGAUUGUUCACCAAGCCCUGAUGGAUGCACACCUUGGCCGGGGUCCUCUGGACCGCACGAUCUUCCGGAGCUACUUUGGCACCAUCUCGCAGGCCCUGCAGCGAGUGCGGAAGCUGAAGCAGGACGGCAACGCGGGGGCCUUCUACAAGCUUGCAGGGGAGGUGUGAUGCCACGGCAGCGAGUCGCCGGUGUUUUGUCUUUGUGCUUGGCAACGACUGCAAGGCUGGAGAGCCGCUGUUGUCCAUGGCCGUGUCGCUCUUGCAGAUGGAGACGGAGAUCGAUACCAGGCCAAUGGUAAAAGCUUCUCGAGACCUCAUCAGCUUUUGCAAGGGUACCUAUGUGCCGCCACGCGCCGAG